AUGGCACAGGAACCUACCGACUCCGCAACUGCCAUGGAUACUCUUCCAGAUGCCCCGGCAGACACCGCUGCGAAAGCGCCUGUUCGGUCCUUCAAGAAGAAAUAUGCGAAGAUGAAAGUCAAAUUCGACCAUGGAAUCCGAGAAAACGAGACUCUGAUUCGAGAGGAAUUGCGCAUCGAGGAUCUUUCCAAGCGUAUCCAAGAACAGAACGAUCAAUUAUUAGAGGUCCUCCUUGAAUUCAACGAGAGUCUCCAAGUAUCUCCGACUAUGCGAUUCGACUUGAACAUGCCAGCCGGUAUUUCUUCCCUCCCCACCGCGGAGCAAGUAAUCGCCCCCUUGGUGGAGGACGCGACCCUGGCACGAACGACACUAAAAGAGGCCAAGACGGAAUUGGCGAACGGCAAUUUCUCUGCUGGAGCAUUUCGUCAGGUUGAAGAGAGUAUCAAGCGCAACAAGGAAUUUGCGCCAGCCAUGAAUUACAGCAGCCUAUGUAAGGUGCCUCAUACCGCCAUCACUGCACCGGACGCAGAGAAAAUCACCGAUGGCGUGGAGCGCAGACUUGGAUAUUUUACUCCGGAACACGAAACCGAGUAUUACCUAGCCCUUGAUGCUAAACUUGGCGACGAGGCAGCCGCACUGCAAGUUGAGCGCAUCCCCGACCCACCCACAUUCGCAGAACGGGAAAAGGAUGCCAACAUCCGCAACCCGGCAUCGGUCCACAACUGGCUGCGUCGUAACCAGCCUCAGACUCUGCAAGACCACGAAGUUGCAUCGGAGAAGUCAACAUCAAAGCCGUCAAAUCAGCGCUCAUCGAAGCGGGCGCCGACGCAGCGUAAGGAUGAAGAGACACAUGAUGAGGAUGGAGUGGAUGCGGAACCAACACCUAAGAACAAGCGCAAGCGUGAAGAAGAUACCGGAUAUCGACCCAAGGGUGGUAGUAGCCGCUCGAAGAAAAAGAAGGAGGAGUCGACUCCAACUGCCAACCGCACCACUAAGAAGACCUGA
Penicillium waksmanii is the source of this 1005-nucleotide messenger RNA. RefSeq lists its product as uncharacterized. The record is from RefSeq and is a predicted model, not a curated record. Gene Ontology annotation, cellular component: nucleus; Ino80 complex. Gene Ontology annotation, biological process: chromatin remodeling. NCBI's taxonomy places the organism in Eukaryota, Fungi, Ascomycota, Eurotiomycetes, Eurotiales, Aspergillaceae. The transcript has 3 exons. Bases 1 to 1005 code for a protein of 334 amino acids.